AGAGAGAGAGAGAGUGAGCAUGCCUUCGUCGCACAGUAAACGCGAAGAAGAAGAAGAUAUAGCUCCCGAGGAAGACGACUCAAACAGAGACGAAGCCAAUGCCAAAACCUCCAAUUUCUACGACGUUUACGGCCCUCAAGCUAAAGCAGGUGUGGAGUUCAAGACUCCAGAAGCUAGCUCUACUCUGAAUUUCGAAGAAGUUCAACAACUAGUGACGUGGGUGCUUGCUGAUGGAUUCAUGCCGUCUUGGGUUUUUGUUAAGAACAAGCCCCUCAUCCCCAAAGUGGUUAUGCUUUAUGUUCCAGGCCUGGAUGCAGCUCUAUAUUUAUCGCAGCAUCGACUAUUUAAGGGUCUCGAAAAAUGCUGUGGCAAACCUAGGCCAGUUUUAGCACUCAGAUAUAUGUCGCAUGAAAAUCAGACAAUUGAUGCGCUCCUCACAAGCAAACUAAAAAGAAAGAGGGAAGAAAGUGAUCCAGCUAGAACAAAAUCCAACCCGGAAAAUCAACAUGAUGAUCCAUCCCCUGGGGAGCUUCUGAAAGAUCUACCUUUCCCAAUUACAUUUUACACUCUUACAACAAAACAAUUGGAAGACAAUAAUUAUGUCCUCAAUCAACCAGGUUUUCUUUCUACUCUUCCUGCUCCUUCUGGAUCAUCUCCUAAUGAAAUGUUAGCACUUGAUUGUGAGAUGUGUAUCACAGAAGAGGGGUUUGAGCUAACAAGAGCCACGCUGGUGACUAUAAAAGGAGAGGUUAUACUCGAUAAAUUGGUUAAACCUACAAAUGCCAUCAAAGAUUAUAACACCAGGUAUAGUGGAAUCACACCUGAGAUGUUAGACGGGGUGACUACAAGCCUCAAAGAUAUUCAGGAGGACUUCCUAAAGCAGGUUUACAAAGAGACUGUCCUAGUUGGACAUUCGUUGGAGAAUGACUUAUUAGCAUUAAAAAUCAGUCACAAUCUCGUGAUUGAUACAGCAGUAUUGUACCAGCACCCUGGUCCGCGAUCUUACAAAGCUGCUCUUAGAGUUCUUGCCAAGAGAUAUCUUAAAAAAGAGAUACAGCAGUCAGGGAAUGGUCAUGACAGUACUGAAGAUGCAAGAGCUGCUAUGGAACUGGCGCUUUUAAAGAUUAGACAUGGACCUGACUUUGGUACAGGACCAUCAGUUUUCCGGAAAAAGCUACUAAAAGUUUUGAGUGAUAAUGGAAAGACCACCUCUAUCAUUGAUGAUGUUGCAAUUGUAAAGCGCUAUGCCUCUGAAUCAUCCCAUGCAUUUCCUGUGGCCUCUGAUGAGGAAGCUCUAUCUAAAGCUGUAAAGGAGGCAAGGAAUGAGAAAGUGCACUUUGUCUGGACUCAAUUCUCAGAAUUACAUCGUUUUUUAAAGAAUCAAGCAGAGGAUGCUGAGAAAUUAAAUGCAAGACUUGCUCAGAUGAUAAGCAUGCUUACAUGCCAUAAGAAGUCUGGAGAUAAAAAAGGUAUCAGAUGGAGUUUGACUUCUGAACUAAAGGAAAUUCUUAUUUGCCUGGACACUAGAAUACGUUCUCUUUAUGCUGCACUGCCCACUAGUGCCAUGCUUAUCAUUUGUACCGGUCAUGGAGAUAUAGCAACUGUAGACAGAUUAAACAAAAUGCUUUCGGAACCUGUGGAAACCACGAUGUGUCGGGAUAGCAUUGUAAAGGUUUUAGCGGAGCUCAAGGCCCAAGCUGAGGUAGCUUUAUGUUUUGUGGGUGUGAAGUGAGUAUCGUCGUCCCAAGUCCAUUUUAUAACCUUGUCGUUUAUACGGUUUUGAUAGUUUUGAUGUAAUAAACUCGUAGCUUGAACAUAUUUAACAAUUUAUGUAAAAGCUGUUUCAAUAUAUCAAAAAAAAUUAACCCAUUUAUACAG
Molecule: messenger RNA, 1878 nt
Organism: Fragaria vesca subsp. vesca
Lineage: Eukaryota; Viridiplantae; Streptophyta; Magnoliopsida; Rosales; Rosaceae
Product: small RNA degrading nuclease 5-like
Exons: 14
Coding region: 20-1732 (570 amino acids)
Cellular component (GO): nucleus
Molecular function (GO): nucleic acid binding; exonuclease activity
Source: RefSeq, a predicted model, not a curated record